CGAGGUUCAGGGACCCACAGAGACCUCCCUUGGCCGCGGAGACCCCAAUAGUGGGCGGGACCCUGGGGCCAGCCGGAAUCCUCUGCCUGUUUUUGCGCGGCUGUGACUUUAAGCGUGCGGCGGGGUGCGCGGGCUCUUUAAGGGGGCUCGGGGCGUGUCAGGAAGUGAGAGCUGGGCCCGCCUCCCCGGGAAGCGGCCUGGCAGGGGGAGCCGGGAGGCUCCGGGCUCCAGCUCCCGCCGGCUCCCUGGAGGCGGUGCGGGCCUGGCCUCCUCCCAGCCCCGCGGACCUCCUCCAGCGUGCCUCCGGCCACUGCAGCUACUGCACCCUGCUUCUCGGCCGCAGGCUCCUCGCACGCCUCCGCCUCUCGGCAAACCCCCCUUCCGUUGCAGCCCCCGCCUCUUCUCCCACCGCUUCCUGGCACCUCUCCCUGCCUCCCCCUUCAUCCAUCCCACUCCCCUCCCGAGAGCCCCCUCCCCCAAUCAUCUCAGUCCAACUUUAGCCUGGCCCUCGCCCUUUCUCCACAUCCUGCCCCAUGAGCCCCCUCAGGGCAGGGGCCGGUCGUGAGAACCACCCCAAAGCAGAAGCGCUCCACCCUGGAGGAAGGGCCCCCCUGAAGCGCUCCAGGAUCCUGCACAUGGCUCUGAUGGGCGCUUCCGAGCCAUCCGGGGACGCCGAGACCAGCGGUGAGAAGCCCUUCCUGCUGCGGGCCUUGCAGAUCGCGCUGGUGGUCUCUCUCUACUGGGUCAUCUCCAUCUCCAUGGUGUUCCUCAACAAGUAUCUGCUGGACAGCCCUUCCCUGCAGCUGGACACCCCCAUCUUCGUCACCUUCUACCAGUGCCUGGUGACCACACUGCUGUGCAAGGGCCUCAGCGCGUUGGCCACCUGCUGCCCCGGGACCUUGGACUUCCCAGCCCUGCACCUGGACCUCCGCGUGGCCCGCAGCGUCCUGCCCCUGUCGGUGGUCUUCAUCGGCAUGAUCACCUUCAAUAACCUCUGCCUCAAGUACGUGGGGGUGGCCUUCUACAACGUGGGGCGCUCCCUCACCACCGUCUUCAAUGUGCUGCUCUCCUACCUGCUCCUCAAGCAGACAACCUCCUUCUAUGCCCUGCUCACCUGCGGUGUCAUCAUAGGUGGCUUCUGGCUGGGUGUGGACCAGGAAGGGGCCGAGGGCACCCUGUCUUGGACGGGCACCCUCUUUGGCAUGCUGGCCAGUCUGUGUGUGUCGCUCAACGCCAUCUACACCAAGAAGGUGCUUCCGGCUGUGGAGGGCAGCAUCUGGCGCCUGACCUUCUACAACAACGCCAACGCCUGCGUGCUCUUCCUGCCGCUGCUGCUGCUACUGGGGGAGCUGCAGGCCCUGCUCCGCUUCCCGCUGCUGGCCAGCGCCCACUUCUGGGCCACCAUGACCCUGGGCGGCCUCUUUGGCUUCGCCAUCGGCUACGUGACGGGGCUGCAGAUCAAGUUCACCAGCCCCCUGACCCACAACGUGUCGGGCACGGCCAAGGCCUGCGCACAGACGGUGCUGGCCGUGCUGCACUACGAGGAGGCCAAGAGCUUCCUGUGGUGGGCCAGCAACCUGAUGGUGCUGGGCGGCUCCUUUGCCUACACCUGGGUCCGGGGCUGGGAGAUGAAGAGGGUGCAGGAGGAGCCUGGCCCCCGGGAGGACCAGAAGAGCAGCAUGGGGGUGUGACCUGGGGGAGUGGGGAGCCCAGGCUGUGGCCAAAGGGUGGCCUGGGGAGGCUCUGAGUAUCUUUUAUGUUUGCUGCAGAUGCCAGAAAGUUGCCAAACCUGUCUGGACCGCUUUCCUCUUUCUGGGGUCCUGUCCUCCCCAAGGAGAAAGGGAAACAACACACCCCCACCCCCAUGAGAAUAGCCAGUUAUAUUCUCCAGAAGGAAUGCCAGCUCUUAGGGAUAGUCAGAGAGGAGGAGCACCCCUUUCUGCCCCCUUUUCUAGGGCCUUCUACCUCCAUGUGACCUUUGGUGUUGGGGCCAGGCCACAAUCUUGAAGGGACAGUAUUACGAAGCCGUUAGGUCUUCACUUAACACUCAGGGCAGGUGGGGGUGUGACCCCCCCCCACUACCACCACCACCACAGGCCAACUGAAGGAACUGGAGAAACCUUACAUUUUGGGGGCCCAGGGCAAACCGCAUAGCUUCAGCCCCACAAACCAAACAAGCCUUUCCUUUCCUCCAGAGAAAAGUGCAAAAUGAGGUGAGGGAAGGAACAGAGAGAUGUCACUGGGAAGAGGGCAAAGUGUCCCUUGUCCCCACCUGACCCUGGAACCCUCAGGGGCUGCUGGGAAAUACCCAGGAAUGGGGUACCUCAUUGGAAGGUGUGGCCACCUCCUCCCACAUUUCCAGCUUGUUAGUAUGGGGAAACCACAGAUGACUGCAGGCUCCGUGGGGCCACAACACCCUGCCUCCUCCAUCCCCAACACUGCUUCUUCCUGCUUCACCCCUCUGUACCCCCAGACUAACUGCUUCUCCCUGCUCCUCACACCUGGCUCAGCUGAAGGAACAGCCUCCCGGCAGUGGAACCAGUGAGCGGCUGCUUGUUACUCCCAGUCCUGCCCCAUCAAAGCUUCAUCCCAGCAAGUCCCAGCUCAGAAUCUUUCACCUGGGCUGGGAGUCUGGGGGAGACAGGUCUCCAUGGAGCAGGUUCUGUGACUGACUCCCGCCCAGCUCUCUAUCCCUGGGGGUGGGCGUGGUAGAUAAUGACGUUCUCACCUGAGUUAGGGUUCCUGUCCCCUCACCACGUGGUCCUGGCCAUAGGGUGCUUUUCACCCCCUCUGUCCCACCUGUCUCCUUGGAAUUCCUGAUCGUUGUCACAGUGGAGGCUGGGCAGGUGACUCUGAGGUCCACCCUCCCCGUCCCUGCACUGUACCUGGUGUUCUCUAGUGAAGUUGGCAGGGUAUGACGCCCUGCGUUCUGUGUGAUUCCAUUAAACGCUGCAGUAAGCCGUC
Molecule: messenger RNA, 2964 nt
Organism: Erinaceus europaeus (western European hedgehog)
Lineage: Eukaryota; Metazoa; Chordata; Mammalia; Eulipotyphla; Erinaceidae
Gene: SLC35C1
Product: solute carrier family 35 member C1
Exons: 3
Coding region: 534-1691 (385 amino acids)
Biological process (GO): GDP-fucose import into Golgi lumen; protein O-linked glycosylation via fucose
Cellular component (GO): Golgi apparatus
Molecular function (GO): antiporter activity
Source: RefSeq, a predicted model, not a curated record